ACGGUGGAGGACUAGGCCCUUCUUCUGCCCUCCACCCCCCGGCACGGAGCAGAACCCCCCGAGCCAAGCAGCUCCCCUCGGCCCCCCAGGGAAAGGCGUUUUUGGGGGCGCAAGGCGUUUUUUUGGGGGCGCAGGCUGCGAAGCGCUUGCGCGCCCUGAGGCCGGCGGGAGGAGGAGGAGGGGGGAGCCGGGCGCCCACACGAGGGAUUACAGCGGAUUUUCCUUGAAAAACAGACACACGCACACCCCGGGGGGAAGGCUCCCCCCGCGGCUCCGGCCUCGCAGCGCCGCGGGACCCUGCCCUGCCCUGGUACUGCUAUGUGGAUAUUUGUUAGCAAUGACUGAUGUGGAAUCUACAUAUGCAGACUUUAUUGCUUCAGGAAGAACAGGUAGAAGAAAUGCACUACAUGACAUACUUGUGUCCUCUCCAGGUGGGAACUCUAGUGAACUAGCCUUAAAGUUAUCAGAGCUUGAUAUAAACAAAGCAGAAGGAGAAGGAGAUGCACAACGAAAUCCAAGUGAGCAAACGGGGGAGGCCCAAGGGGAGGCAGCAAAGCAAGAAAGCUGACAUCCGACUUUGACCGACUGGAGCAACUGCUGGAUGUUUUCAGGCUACAAGAGCAUGCUGGAACAAAUUUGUUUCCAUGAGCAAGCUGGUGGAAAAGCAAGUGCAUGUGUCUUCACUGCUGGAACCCAGUCAACACAAUGCUAAAAAUGGGGGUACAAGCUGUGGCAGAAGACAGAAUUUUCUCUACCUCUGUCAUUAGCAAUGGUUGAACAUGUAUUGAUUUUUGGGAUAGUGUCAUCAGAUGGAUCCCUUCAUAAUGACUACUUGAUGGGAACACUUUUAGAAAGUAGAACAAACAGGUAAAUCUUGUAGCAAAUGGCCUUUGAAACGUCAGAGGAUCUAAUUGUGUAUCUUAAGCAAAGGCUUGUGUGAUCCUCAGAGUUUAAAAUUCUCUGGCCAAAGUGUUCACCCAUUAAAAGAACUGUAAAGAAAGCACUGUUUUUAGAACUUUGCGUCUGUUUUACAGCUCUGUUAUUUACAAUGGUUUUUGUAUUGUACGACUUAGAUGCUCCACACUGCCCCUUCUCAACUGCUUAUGAAGAAUAUUUCUGUUACUGUGAAUUUUUCUACCACGCGUUUUGAAAGGGCUGUUUUUUUUGCAUAAUGUGGUGAUGUGCACAUGAUAGAUUUAAAACGUCAACCGCUAAAUUGAUUAUGCCUAAACCUAAAUGACUCAGCAACACUCUAAUUUGUUACUAGAUGAGCCUUCAAAACGAUUCAUUAAUGUGAAUACUUCGGUGUGUUUUGUGUCCUUGGUACAUUUUUGCCACUUGCCUGUAGUUAGUUGCAUAUCAGAGACUCAAACUGAAUCUUUGAUGUUAUUCUUCCCCGUUUUCUAAUUUUACUCCCAAUUUCUUAAUCUUUCUCCAAGCUAUUUUUUUAAAAUGUUAGUCCAAGUAUUUUAUUGUAAUGGUAGUUUUAAGAAUACAUUUAUAACCUUAUAUGGGUUAAAAUUCAAACAAAUUCCAUGGUGCUAGAGAUUUUUCUGGUUCACAUUGUUACAGAUGGUCCUUGUAUACACAUGGGAAAAUAAGUGGCAUAGGUUAUGGCCAAUUAUCUAUUUUGGAAUGAGUUUUAGAUUGCAGGAUAGUCCAAGUAGUGGAUCCUCAACCAGAUCCAGCUAGGGGAACUACCUAUUUCUACUCCUUGGCUAUGCCUCAGUUGAUCAGGCUGUUGAGAUUGCACAAUCACUAGCCUGUUACUGAUGUACCAGGCACAGCCAAGAGCUAGAAGCUGCCCCAGCAGCCUUUUGGUCAGGUUGUGGAAAAGGACGUUGAAAGAGUUGGAAGCUAGCACCCAAAAUACUAGAUUUUUCCUAUUUCAGCUAUUCCAAAAUGGCAGUCUGAACUGGACGUUUAUUGAAAUACCAGGUUAGCUUGUCCAUCCAGGGGACUACUUAAAACCUAUAAAUUAAUAACCUAUAAAUUAAUAACGUAUUCUGCCAUAGCUAUGCUGAUUGGUUUCCUUCCUACCCCUGCCCCAGCAGACAAGGCCAUACAUGAGGCUGAACUCUGCAAAAUGGGGAAGUUAUACUUGUGUGUGACUGAGGUGAGAAAAGAGAGUGACUGACUAGUAAACCAUGGCAAUCACAUAAGCACCAAUCGCAAAGUCAGAAGAAUUUUUUUCUUUUUAUUAACGGGAGGUGAUGUCACUUUCUUUAUAUAUAAUUAUAUAUAUAUUAUAUAUAUUUUUGUGUUGUUGUUGGUUUCAAAUGUUAUGCACUUUUUAAUGUUUGUAAACUUUUACUAAUGAAUAGUGUGAUUGCUUCCUGAAUAUAUUAAUCAUCAGUUAACAAAACAUAUUUGUGGCCACAGUUAUUUGUUUCUACCAUAUGUAUCAUAGUAUUUGUCACAUGAAAUUCUUUUGUGAGAUGUGUGGAGAAAAAAAAACAAAACACUUCUGAUCAGUAUUAUGAGCUCAUUUAUUAAUGUUAAUAAAAAAACAACCAAGCAGUAUGCUUGUGGUUCAUUAGUGUAAUAUUAAUUCUCACCUCUUAAAGUUUGGAAGCUGAAUGCCUUGCUGUCUUAUUAGCUGUCAAGUGCCCUAUAUUCUUGGUAACAGAAGUUGUCCAUUUGCUUUGAAAAUAUUGUUACCCUUGAACUAUUUAUUCAUUUGUUUCUCCUGGUGUUCCUUUCAAAGUUAACACAUUAUUACUGAUUCCGCCCAACUCUACCUUGCUCCUGAAUCAGGUCUUCAACCUGAUCAGAGAAAAGAACUGGUCGUCCUUUUGUCCUGGAUUGCUGGUUAGCAUCAAUCUAACACUAACACCAGAAGGAAAUAAGAUCCUGGGGUUUUAUAUACAUGAAACACCGUCAAUAAAUUUUCAUGGAAAAAGUUAAUAAUGGAAUAAGUAAUACAGUAAGUUAAAGUGUUGUUUUUUCCUCAUUUUCCUUACAUGCUUUUCUUUCUCUUCUUCCUAAGUCUUUUCUGUUGUGAAAUAAAAUACAUUUCAGGUUUUCCUCUCUGCUUUCCACUUACUUAUUCCUUCUGUUUCUCUUCUUGUUUUCCUUUGUGUUUAAAGCAAAUAUGGAGGCCUUCACUAUUUUUUGAUGCAUCUCUUUAUGAUGGAAAAUAACACUGUUAAUUUUAGUAGAGCAAAAGGCCACUUAUGUUCCUCAUUCCCUGAAAAGUAUAUGAGUGCUUCCUUUAUCAGUUGAAUUCUGCUCAUUCUCUUUGUUUUUUCUGCAGCAUCUAACAGUAGGCUAACUUCAUGUGAACCAGUUCAAAUACAGAGCUCUGUAAAGUUUUUAAGGAAUGUUCUUAGCCACUGGAAUUUGAUUGUUUAUGCCCCUGCAUUAUUAAAGUGCUCACUAGCAUGUAUUUGACCCAUGCCAGCUAAAAUUUCAGGGCUUGGGACUGUUCAUAAACUGUAGAAGGUUCUCGAUACGUAGUUAGCAUGUGACCGUUCUGCUUUGGAGGUCCUCUUUGUUAGUGUAGGUAAAGAUCGUUCUUUGGUGUCUAUUCUCAGUGCUGGAGAACAGAUCCUAGGAAUGUUUAUUUUACCAGCACAGUAACAUCCUUCAGAGCCCCCUGAAUGUUUAUAUAUGGAGUUUGUCCAUUCCAAAUCAUGCUACUGUAUCUUGAGUACUGUUACUACUCAAGCAAUUACAAUAGCACUGGUUCAAGUAUAGUCACACCUCUAUUGCAGUGUAAUUGCACCACAUAACAGGGAUGUUAAUGGUAGAAUCAGACUUUGAUUGUGUUAUUUUCCCUUUGUUAGUUAUUUUUUCAGUAAACCUUCCAAUCUGACUUCUGCGUAUUUUACUGCUCUCAUGAUAGGUAAAAUGUUGAAAUGCUUCUUUAAUCCAGAAUUAUGCUAGAAAAAUCUGUCCAAAAGCUAAAUAAACUCAGCCGAGUUAGGUCUGGACUAUCAGUUUAAUGGAAUACACCUUACAGGUUUUUUUUGUUUGUUUGGGUGGUUGUUUAAUUAUUGUUGUUGGUUUUUGUUUAUUUACUUCACUGUCUCUGUAGGUGUAUAUUUUCAGUGUUUCCUUCCCCUUGACAGAAUCAUCACUCCAAAAAAAUAGUUGCCCGUGGUAAAUUUUAUGGCUAUGUUUGCAACCAUACUUGGAGGUUUUACCUUCUAAAUCUGCUUUAAACAUAGUGGACAUAAAACUAGAAUUGGGCAGAGAUACUGUCAUUUUUUUCUAUUUGCUGCCUUUAAUGUGUUCGUGGGCUUUAAACUUUUAUUAACAGAUACAAUGGUUUCAUCAAAUUAUAAUUUUAAGCCAAAAAUUCAUUGUGAUCUUCUAUACAACAAUUAUUAAAUAAAUAUCAGCCAGUA
Molecule: messenger RNA, 4352 nt
Organism: Anas platyrhynchos (mallard)
Lineage: Eukaryota; Metazoa; Chordata; Aves; Anseriformes; Anatidae
Gene: PKIA
Product: cAMP-dependent protein kinase inhibitor alpha
Biological process (GO): negative regulation of protein kinase activity
Molecular function (GO): cAMP-dependent protein kinase inhibitor activity
Source: RefSeq, a predicted model, not a curated record